CGUAGAAGCAGCAGCCAUGGGGAAAGUCCACGGAUCGCUGGCUCGCGCGGGAAAAGUCAGGGGUCAGACCCCGAAGGUAGCGAAGCAGGACAAGAAGAAGAAGCCGAGGGGUAGGGCCCACAAGAGGAUGCAGUACAACCGCCGCUUCGUCACCGCCGUCGUCGGCUUCGGCAAGAAGAGGGGGCCCAACUCGUCCGAGAACAAGUAGAUGAUGGGGAUUCAGAGGAGCUAGGGUUGUGGGAUCUUUGAGACUUCCGCAAUGGUAUUUAUUUUCUUGUAAUUUGUACUUCUGGACAUGGUAAAUGUGAUUAGGUUACCCUCUUGGCUCAAUUUCUUGUUUGGAUAACUGAGGUUUUGCUUUGCAGUUUGAUGCUGGUUACUUAAUUUUU
This is a messenger RNA of Asparagus officinalis (garden asparagus), 389 nucleotides long. Its product is annotated as 40S ribosomal protein S30. Lineage: Eukaryota; Viridiplantae; Streptophyta; Magnoliopsida; Asparagales; Asparagaceae. Bases 17 to 208 code for a protein of 63 amino acids. Gene Ontology annotation, biological process: translation. The transcript is spliced from 2 exons. Gene Ontology annotation, cellular component: cytosolic small ribosomal subunit; ribosome. The record is from RefSeq and is a predicted model, not a curated record. Gene Ontology annotation, molecular function: structural constituent of ribosome.